UCUCAGUUGCUUGCUGAUCUCGGUGAAGUCCAGGUCUUCUGCCCAAGAUGAAUUUGGACGGCACUUCAGGUGGUUUCCCAGCUGAAGAGGAUCAUCAUAAUGAAGAAACACAAACAAAGAAAAAAAGAAAAACAAAACACCGACAUAAAUUUUCUGAAGAAUUAUUGCAGGAACUUAAGGAAAUAUUUGGAGAGAACUGUUAUCCUGAUUACACAACUAGGAAAACACUGGCCAUCAGAUUUAAUUGUCCGAUAAAUGUAAUAGAUAAUUGGUUCCAGAACAAAAGAGCCAGACUUCCACCUGCAGAAAGACGCAGAAUAUUUGUUCUUCAGAAAAAGCAUGAUUUUCCAGUCCAAGCCCAUCCAUUUUUAAGCUGCCAGGAGACCCAGGCUGCAGCUCACAACUAUGCCACCAAGCAGAGCCUCUCUGGUGCCCAGAGGGCUCUGAUGAGAAGAGCUGGUUGCUCCCCUCUGGAGAAACAGAGGAUUCCCAGUCAAGAGAUGGGCUACAAUUGCUUCUUUUUGGAGAACCAAGAGACUCCCAGUCAACAUGUGGGCCCCCAGUGCUCUUAUCUGGAGAAACCAGGGAUUCCCAGUCAACAGGUGGGUUCCCAGUGCUCCUAUCUGGAGAAACAAGGGAUUCCCAGUCAACAGGUGGCCUCCCAGAGCUCCUAUCUGGUCGCAGGUACUGAAAAGCAUCCAGGCUGUGCUAUGGGGUAUGGAGGUGACACAGGAAGUGAGCAUUCUACUGCCUAUCAUUUUCUUAGCUACAACUCUGCAGAAUGCCUUCAUCCUCCCCCAUCUUCUGUGCCAUAUUUUCAUGGAGAAAGGACUGAAACCAGGGAAAGCCAGCAUGCAAGUCCCUUCCUUUUGGAUUACACUCAAGGUGCAUAUGGAGUGAAGAAAGACCAUUGUCGUUGCUCAUUCUGUCUCUCACUGCUGCGAGAACAGCAGCAGAAUGAUUGGCAGUAUCACCCGCAGCAGCACCAACAGCCUCAGAAUUACUCAGAGGGGAUGAUGUUGCAGGAACAGCUGCCGAUGGACUCGGGUCCUUGGGAUCUAGACAAGCAGUGGCCCUCGGCUCAGUCACAGCUGCAGAGUCAACUGCCUCAGAAUAAUGGAAAGCCGUUGUGCUCUCAACUGCAGCACGUGCCUCCCCAAAUAGCUGCCGACUCACCCCUGCUGCCUCUGGGGCAAGAUAUGCAGGAAAGGGCUUCAGAGCAACCCAGGACCCAAAUGCAGCAACUUUAAGUUGAGGAGUGGACCAGGGUCUGCAGCAGGGAACCAAGGAUGCAGCUCUGCAAAGUAGUGCUAAGUGUCAGAGAACCACAGUCGCAGGUCAGG
Molecule: messenger RNA, 1343 nt
Organism: Pongo pygmaeus (Bornean orangutan)
Lineage: Eukaryota; Metazoa; Chordata; Mammalia; Primates; Hominidae
Gene: CPHXL
Product: cytoplasmic polyadenylated homeobox like
Exons: 3
Coding region: 48-1250 (400 amino acids)
Biological process (GO): regulation of transcription by RNA polymerase II
Cellular component (GO): nucleus
Molecular function (GO): DNA-binding transcription factor activity, RNA polymerase II-specific; RNA polymerase II cis-regulatory region sequence-specific DNA binding
Source: RefSeq, a predicted model, not a curated record